UGCUGUAAUAAGUCAUUUUUUCUGCUUUCUUUUUCGUAAUAGCCUCAGGGAGACAUGAGCGUAAGCCUUCUGAGAAGAAAUGCUCUGAAUGCUAUUCAGUCAGAAGAAAGUUGCUGCUUUCUGCGACAAAUGCUUGGCUUCUACCUCAGGAACGUCUUCAGCCAUUACACCUCCAGCAUCUCCAUGGUGAGAAGGCGAAUCAGCAGCCUAGCCAAUGGCCUUGUCAGCAUGGAGAAGACACUUUCUGAAUGUCACAGACAACACAUCUGCCACUGCAAGGACGAAACCCGUCUGACAAUCAAAUCUUUCCAUGACAGUUACCAACAGCUUGACAAUGACGAGGCAAUCCAGAAGGCUGUGAGUGAGCUGGAUAUUCUUUUGUCGUGGCUUGAAAUGCCUCAUCACUAA
Erpetoichthys calabaricus (reedfish) is the source of this 408-nucleotide messenger RNA. Its product is annotated as interleukin-19-like. Bases 55 to 408 code for a protein of 117 amino acids. Lineage: Eukaryota; Metazoa; Chordata; Cladistia; Polypteriformes; Polypteridae. The transcript has 4 exons. The record is from RefSeq and is a predicted model, not a curated record.